This is a messenger RNA of Leishmania major strain Friedlin, 489 nucleotides long. RefSeq lists its product as hypothetical. Gene Ontology annotation, cellular component: mitochondrion; L-cysteine desulfurase complex. Bases 1 to 489 code for a protein of 162 amino acids. Lineage: Eukaryota; Euglenozoa; Kinetoplastea; Trypanosomatida; Trypanosomatidae. The transcript has a single exon. Gene Ontology annotation, biological process: iron-sulfur cluster assembly. The record is from RefSeq and is a predicted model, not a curated record.
AUGGUUUUCCUGAGAAUAACACUACAUUGCCUCUGCUUCACAGCACUAUUGCCGUUGCGAAGGUCUCUUGCGCACAUAAGUUUGACAACAGCGUACCCCAGCGCUCUUGCAUCGUCCACAUUAUUUGUGCACCAAAACAGAAAAACGAACGGCGGGAAAAGCAGUAUGUCGGCAGCUGCCAAGACGGUGCAGGAGUCAGUUGACCGCCUUCGCGGACAGAUGAUCCGGACGGCCCGCAGAUUUCGCGACUACAACUUUCGCCAGUACUUCGUCCAGCACGUCAAGGACGACUUUGCCGCACUUGCAAAGCUCUCUGAAGAAGAGCAGAGGAAGUUUUUGGCAACAGAAGGGCGCGAUAAGCUGCGUCAGCUACAGCGGAUGGCUUUAGUGAACCAGAUGUAUGCCAAGCGACCUCUCUAUUUUGACACCGCUGCACAGAAGCCUCAUCGCAGGCAAGACGAUGACACGGGUAAGCCAGUCAUACAGUGA